Salvelinus namaycush (lake trout) is the source of this 3895-nucleotide messenger RNA. RefSeq names its product acyl-CoA oxidase 1, palmitoyl (gene acox1). The record is from RefSeq and is a predicted model, not a curated record. The transcript has 14 exons. The coding region runs from base 141 to 2123 and encodes 660 amino acids. Lineage: Eukaryota; Metazoa; Chordata; Actinopteri; Salmoniformes; Salmonidae. Gene Ontology annotation, biological process: fatty acid beta-oxidation using acyl-CoA oxidase; very long-chain fatty acid metabolic process; lipid homeostasis. Gene Ontology annotation, cellular component: peroxisome. Gene Ontology annotation, molecular function: FAD binding; fatty acid binding.
GGCUCCAAAAAAAAAGUUGGUCAGGCUCCAGUUAAUGCAGUGCUGAACUCGGUUCCUGUGGUCACAAGGUUACACAACUCACAUUUUUAUUGCCACAAGCAACGUCGUCUUUUGCAAGGGAAAAUAUUAUUUAUUUCGCCAUGAAUCCUGACAUAACUAGAGAGCGUGAGAAUGCUACAUUUAACGUGGAGAAACUCACACAUAUUCUGGACGGAGGCAUCGAGAAGACCAAAAGAAGAAGAGAAAUUGAGUCACUGGUGAUCAGUGACCCCGACUUCCAAAGUGAGGACCUCAACUUCCUGUCCAGGAGCGAGCGAUACGAUGCCGCGGUGAAGAAGAGUGCCCAGAUGAUCCUGAAGCUCAGAGAGUAUGGCAUCUCAGACCCUGAGGAAAUCUACUGCUACAAGAGCGUGUUUCGGGGCAACCAUCAGGAGGCUCUGGGGCUCCACUUCGUCAUGUUCCUCCCCACCCUGUACACCCAGUGUAACAAGGAGCAGUUCAAGAAGUGGGUCCCCCUGGCCGAGUCCUUCAAGGCCCUGGGCACCUACGCCCAGACAGAGUUGGGGCACGGCACCCACCUCAGGGGGCUUGAAACCACGGCAACAUAUGACCCGGCCACCCAGGAGUUUGUCCUGAACAGCCCGACCAUCACCUCCAUCAAGUGGUGGCCUGGGGGACUGGGUAAGACGUCUAACCACGCCAUAGUUCUGGCCCAGCUCCACACCCAGGGGAAGUGUCACGGCCUGCACGCCUUCAUCGUACCUCUCCGCAGUAUGAACACACACAUACCACUGCCAGGUGUGGUGGUAGGCGACAUAGGACCCAAGUUCGGCUUUGAUGAGGUUGACAAUGGUUACCUGAAAUUGGAGAACGUACGAAUUCCUCGCGAACACAUGCUGAUGAAAUAUGCAAAGGUGGAGGCAGACGGUACGUACGUGAAGCCUCCCAGUGACAAGCUGACCUACGGCACCAUGGUGUUCAUCAGGUCCAUGAUCGUAGGGGAAGCGGGCCGCGCCCUCGCCAAGUCCUGCACUAUCGCCAUCCGCUACAGUUCCGUACGGCACCAGUCUGAGAUACGCCCAGGAGAGCCGGAGCCCCAGAUCAUGGACUACCAGACCCAACAGUACAAGCUGUUCCCCCUGCUGGCUACAGCCUAUGCCUACAAAUUUGUGGGUCAGUACAUGAACGACGUCUACCACCGCAUCACUGGAGACAUCAGCCAGGGAGACUUCAGUGAACUACCAGAGCUCCAUGCCCUGUCCGCGGGCCUGAAGGCCUUCACCACAUGGACGGCCAGCGCGGGCAUUGAGGUGUGUCGCAUGGCGUGCGGCGGGCACGGCUACUCCCGCUGCAGCGCCCUCCCAGACAUCUAUGUUAACUUCGUGCCCACGUGCACCUACGAGGGAGAGAACACCGUCAUGAUGCUGCAGACCGCUAGGUUCUUGAUAAAGAGCUACCGGCAGGCGUCGGCAGGCCACCAGCUGAGUGGCAUCGUGUCCUACCUGAACGAGUCAGAGCGUAGCCUGCAGCCCCAGUCUGUGUCCUCCCGACCCACUGUCGUCAACGUCAAUGACCUGGCCAGCCUUGUGGAGGCUUACAAACUGCGAGCUGCCAAGCUGGUUGAGUUGGCAGCUAAGAGUAUUCAGCAGGAGCUACAGAAGAGAGUCAGUCAGGAAGAUGCCUGGAACAACAGCGCUAUAGACCUGGUCAGAGCCUCUGAUGCCCACUGUCACUAUGUGGUGGUGAAGCUGUUUGCAGCUAAGCUGGGGGAGAUAGGAGACACGGGGGUUCACUCUGUCCUCAGCACCCUGGCCCUGCUCUAUGCCCUCCAGGGCAUCCAACAGCACAGUGGAGACUUCCUCCAGACUGGUCUCCUGAGUGUGCCCCAGCUCUCCCAGGUGUCCCAGCGUCUGAAGGAGCUUCUGGCCCAGCUGAGGCCCAACGCCGUGGCCCUGGUGGACGCCUUCGACUACUGCGACGAAAUGCUCAACUCCGUCCUGGGACGCUACGACGGCAACGUCUAUGAGCACAUGUUCGAGUGGGCCCGCCGCUCACCUCUCAACAAGACAGAGGUCCACGAGUCCUACCACAAGUACCUGAAACCCUUGCAGGCCAAGCUGUAAGAUGACCUCUGAGCCUUCUCACCUGACCCCUCCACUACAGGGACGGGAAGCACACUAACAACACCAAUCCAACAGUGGGACCACAACAUGGCCGCCGCCGCCCGUCCACCAAUCGGAAGGGGCUCACCCGCCCCUUCUGUGUUUAACCAACCACAGGUGGUGGAACAUUUUUAAAGGGGAACCAUUGGAGACCAGCCUCCUUACCCCAACUCUACUGAUGUGCUGCUAAUGAAUCAAUCAUUCUACUGGACGUAUUAAACUAGUACUUUAGUUUAUGAGUUUGAUAUACCCUGUGCCUAGUUAAUGGAUUUAAUCGAAGGUCUGAGAAAACAUAAGAUGGAGAGGAAGCAAAACUGUCGUGAGCAUGCGAGGUGGCCUAAAGAUGAAGGGGUUUUAAUGACUGAUCCUUGUGAUCUAAUCAAGCUCUUUGGAUCAUGUACAUUGAAAAUCUCUCGAUUUGUUGAGAUAUGUUGAAUCCCAUUUUUAAUCUGGAUAAUUUCUGAUCAUGCAUGUCACAGCAUUUGACGCUAAUGUACUGUGGACGGUUGUCUUUAGUAGUGAUUGACGGGUCAGUUGUGGUUUGCAAUGAACAACGGUGUGCCUGUCUCUUGUCUAGGUGUGAGAGAGUUUGUGCUUGUGGGGUAAUGAAUAUGAUUAGUGAAUAACGAGUUGAUGAGUAAGCUAUACCAGUGUGUGAUUCUGAUACUAGUGAUUUGAGAAAAGGGGCCUUUCAAUUAUUGCACUUAAUACAAACCACUAGUGUAUAUAUGCCUGAGGAUCUUUUCUACCAUGUGGGGCUUAAUUACCAAGAAAUGACAUGAAAAUCAAACUAGCUUGAAGAACAAGGUCGUAUUCAUUAGGGCACACUGUGGUAAAACGUCUUGCAAUGGAAAGAAAAAAAGAGGUUCUUAUAGGACAAGUCCAGAUAGUCCCCCCAUCUGUUUCAGUCAGUUUUCUUUCAUUUGGUGCCUGUUGAAUACAACCCUGAUGUUGCAUUCGGAACAAGUACAUUCUUCAGUAGAAUGAAAUAAGUAUUUUUAUACUCGAUUACUGCUGUUGACUUUUACAGUAUUUUGCAGAUUGAUACAUGAUUGAUACAGUUUCAAAUGGAACGAAGCAGUAAUAACUGUUUGUGGGAAAAUUAUGUGCCAUCGGAAUUUGUCUUACUUUAAUGAAGCUAACAUGGUAGUAUUAUCACACAUGGUCCAUGCAUAUAUUUUAGAAUAUGCUUUAUCAAUUUAUUUUGUGGAUUUUCGUUGCAAUAGAAGGAUGUAUGAUUAUUAUUUCAAUGUAGCAACCGAAUUUUUGUUUUAGCACAUUUUUGUGAUCGUAUAGGAAAUCCAUUCAGACUGAUUGUUUUAAAAGUGAAUAAUUUGUCAUGCUUAAUGAUCUUAGUUUUUAAUAUUUCCAGUUUUUUUUUUACUAUCGAAUGAUGUUCAUGGUUUCCUUCAACAUCGUUUCAUAGACUGCCAGAAGCAACCACUAGAUGGUGUUAUGAAAUCAGACUUUUUUCCUAAGUCAGAGCCAUGUGUUUUCAUAACAUUUUUACAGUUUAUUUCAGUGGAAUAGAUUUACGAGAACCAAUUCUACAAAUGGAUGGAGGAUAAAGGAUUGAGUGUAAUCAUUCAUACGAUUAUGAAGAGACUAUAUUAGAGAUUAUAUUAGCACAUUAGAUUAUAACACUGCAAUGCAUCUGAUUCAGACAAUUGUACCUUUUAGGAAAUGAACCUGUACUUGUACAAUAAAUCAAUGCAUUCUAUUUAAAACCUUUG